AUGGCCGUAUUAGAAAAAAUCAAAGAAUUUAUCGAAAAAGAAGAAAUUAAAUUAUUUAAAUAUAGUUCUUUUGGAGGGUUACAAUUCCUAGGUGCAGGAGGAUUUGGCGAUGUAUUUCGUGCUUAUUCAGAAGAUAAAAAAGAAAUUGUUGCUUUGAAAAAAGUUCGCAACGAAAAAGAGUCUUUUAUUAGAGAAGUUAAAAAAAUUAAUAAAUUCAAUCAUGAAAAUAUAAUAAAAUUUUAUGGAAUCACUCAAGAUGAUGGCACUCAAGAAUAUUAUAUGGUUCUCCAAUUUGCGAAUAAUGAAGACCUUCGGGGCUUUUUACACAACCGUUUUUCUGAAUUGGAUUGGCCAACUAAAAUUAAAAUGGCAAAUGAAAUUUCUAGAGGAAUUAAUUACUUACAUAGUGAAAAUAUUGUUCAUCGCGACCUUCAUGAUAAGAACAUAUUGGUACAUGAUGGUAGAAUGAUAAUUACGGAUUUCGGUUUAUCUAAAUCGUUAGAAAAUAAUUCAAAAUCUAUUGAUGGUGGACGUGCUGCAUAUUCUGCCCCAGAAUUUCUUAAAAAUCCAGAGUAUAGUCGAGAUAAACCCUCCGAUAUAUAUAGUCUCGGCAUGCUCUUUUGGCAAUUGUCAAGUGGAAGACCUCCUUUCAAAAAUAUGACCACUCAACAAAUAUUUCUUCAUGUAACUUAUUACAAACGAGAGUCUCCAAUUAACGGAACACCAAAUGACUUUGUGAAUCUUUAUUGUGAAGCUUGGAAUGAUGAUCCAAAACUACGUCCUGAAAUCUCUGUAAUUUUGCAUAAGUUAGAUAGUAUACAAAUGAAAUCGGUUUUCCAUGGCGGAUCUACACUU
Dentiscutata heterogama is the source of this 855-nucleotide messenger RNA. The record is from the annotation of a GenBank genome assembly. Lineage: Eukaryota; Fungi; Glomeromycota; Glomeromycetes; Diversisporales; Gigasporaceae.